Geodia barretti is the source of this 632-nucleotide messenger RNA. The record is from the annotation of a GenBank genome assembly. Lineage: Eukaryota; Metazoa; Porifera; Demospongiae; Tetractinellida; Geodiidae.
AUGACGACCUAUGAAUCAGUGCUGCAUCCGCCGGCUAUUGUUGCCGAGCUGAAAAAGAACAACAUUUCCCAUGUGGUCUGGCUGCCGGACAGCGAGACCAAUUUCAUGUAUCAAUUGCUGACCGAGGAAGAAUCUCUGGACCUCGUCCCCGUUUGCCGCGAGGGCGAGACCAUGGCCAUCGCCGCCGGCUUGUGGGUCGGCGGAAAGCGGCCCAUCGUACUGAUCCAAAACACCGGCAUUUUUGAGUCCGGCGACUCCAUUCGGGGGCUGGGCCUGGACAUCAACCAGCCGCUGGUGAUGCUGGUUGGCUAUCGUGGCUGGAGCCGCCACGGAAUUACCAGCGACUCUGCCGCUCGCUUUAUCGAGCACAUUCUCCACGCCUGGGGCAUUAGCUACUACUUGAUCGAGACUGACGACGACGCCGAUCGCAUCAGCACGGCCAUCGCAGAAGCAGAACGCACCCAUAAGCCGGUAGCCGUCCUGGUGGGCACCGAGUUCGGAGCCUAAUUCGGCGCCCAGUUUUCGGCCACAAUGGGCCAAGAAGAAAGGAGCAAGGAAUAUGAUCAAUAAUACCGAUGCCGUAAGGCUGAUUGACAGUAAGCGGGAGGACUCCAUCAUAGUCCCCACGAUGA